AUGCCGACUCCUGCGUUUCGGCCGCGUAGCAGCUCUGGCACAAAUCUGGUCUCUCGGAAGCCCGAAUACGAUAAGCGCAAGUCGCGCGAUGAUCUCUACCUGAUGACCAUGACUUCCCAGAAACAGAAAACCCCCCAGCUGGCCCUGGAGUUUCAUCCAACUCAACCUCAAAUCAUCCAGUUCACCCAGGAGGUCAAGAUCCUGUCGCCAUCGGUAUGGCCCUGGGAAGUCCAGCUCACCCUCACUCUGGGCACUCGCUAUCGCCCAUGA
This is a messenger RNA of Clonostachys solani, 270 nucleotides long. The record is from the annotation of a GenBank genome assembly. NCBI's taxonomy places the organism in Eukaryota, Fungi, Ascomycota, Sordariomycetes, Hypocreales, Bionectriaceae.